AAAGCAAUAACUCAAAAUGGUAUUAUCAAGAUCAGUUCAAUAUGGAUCCACUACUUUACUGGUUCAUAUUUGUUACGUUAAUAUGUACGCUAGGUAUUCUAGGAAGUUACUUAAUGUUUUCUAUAAUAAGAGAUAGCUGUUUUAAGAGAAAGAAACAAAAAGAUACUGUGAUGGUAAUAUAUGAACCAGAUUUUCAUCCAGCAUGUCUGAGUAAGUUACAGUAUGAUAAACAUGAUGUUGAAGAUUUAACGAGAAUCGAAAGAAAUUUCAAGACGGGGUUUAGAAGACUAAGUUUUCAAAAUGAAGUAUUUGGUAAGCAGUUUGAAGGAUUAUUGGGUGAGAAAAGACAAUCUGUUGACAAGGAAAGUGAUGUGUUUGUAUCUACCAACACUCUUGACAAAAGCAUUACAUCAAUUACAGAAGAAGAUGAAGAAUCAGACGAUAGUUUUGAUCGAGAUACUGUCAGCGUAGACAUUGAAGUAUCAGACGAGGUGAGAGAAGUUUUAAGAAUCGAAAAAGAAGCCAAGAAGGUAGAGAAAGAAAUGAACAAGUUUGUAGGUGGUACAAACGAUUUACAAUAUUACGAAAUCAAUGAGAAGUAUAUAAAAUUAAUGAUUUCUCUUUGUGAUAUGGAAUGCAGCUCCAUCGAGUGCAGAAAACACAAAAACAUAGUUUUAAAUUAUAUCGAACAAUGUCAGAACCAACUCAAAUUAAAAUCUCUGAAAUCUAAAUAAUUAUUGUGAUUUACUUGGAGAUGUAAUUAUUAUAAAUAUAAUAUAAAUAUAAGUUUACUAUUAACAGUAA
This is a messenger RNA of Diabrotica virgifera virgifera (western corn rootworm), 804 nucleotides long. RefSeq lists its product as uncharacterized. The transcript is spliced from 2 exons. Lineage: Eukaryota; Metazoa; Arthropoda; Insecta; Coleoptera; Chrysomelidae. The record is from RefSeq and is a predicted model, not a curated record. Bases 42 to 734 code for a protein of 230 amino acids.